Messenger RNA from Aplysia californica (California sea hare), 1288 nucleotides. RefSeq names its product tetraspanin-3. Bases 165 to 944 code for a protein of 259 amino acids. Gene Ontology annotation, cellular component: membrane. The transcript has 8 exons. Lineage: Eukaryota; Metazoa; Mollusca; Gastropoda; Aplysiida; Aplysiidae. The record is from RefSeq and is a predicted model, not a curated record.
GAGACGAAAAGGUUGAACCUCACAGGAAGUACCGGAAGUAGUAAUGACUAAUAGAUCUAUUUCCUUCUGAGUGACCCAAAACACUGUAGUAGACUAUUAGGCUAGGUUGGCCGGAACAAGUUUUUCCUUUUCUAAGAUCUACACCUGCUGCUUAGAAAUUCACCAUGGCUAACACUGUGUGCACGAAUGUAGCCAAAAGCCUUAUGGUUUGGACCGGCGUUUGCUAUCUGAUGUCAGCCGGAGGUUUGUCCUACAUUGGAAUUUGGGUCUUCAGCACAUAUGACCACUUCGAUGAGAUUGCAGAUGCGACCUUAACCUUGCUGCCUGCCAGCAUCAUUUUGGGUGUCAGCGUAUUCAUGUGCAUUAUUGGAAUCUUGGCUUGCAUUGCUGCUUUCAAGAAUAACAAGCUGUUGCUGUCUGUGUUUUUCUGUCUGAUUCUGGUGGUUUUGAUUGGAGAAGUUCUGGCAGGAGUGCUGGGUUACGUGUACAGGAGUAAGGUGGAGGAUGUCCUAGAGGAUGACCUGAAGGACGCUGUGGACAAUUACAACGUGACUGUGUACAAGGAGCAGAUUGACUACAUGCAGCAGGAGUUCAAAUGCUGCGGAGUGAACAAUGCGACUGACUGGCUGAACUCUGCCUACUGGAAGGUCAACCACACGGAUACAGUUCCUGCUUCAUGUUGCCUUCACCCACUGCCGGCCAAUGUUACCACUUGCAAUACCAACGUCACCGCACAGUCGCCAGACAUUUAUUACGAGGGCUGUAUUGUAAAACUGAAGGAUGAAUUCAGACUCAACCUCAUCUACAUUGCUGGUGCAGUGGUCUUCCUGGCCGUUGUUCAGCUUCUGGCUUUGAUCAGCACUUGCAUUUUGGUUUGCCGCACACGGGAACAAAACGCUUACCAGACACUGGGUGAGAGUAUUGGAGGAGGGCUGCGUGUGUAAAGAGCGUCCAACGUGUGUGGGAGAGACAGGCGGUGGAGAGGCUUGGAGGCAGUCAGUGUCAGUGUGGCUCGCAGAGUUGUGUGGAGUUGGCUGAUGAGGUUGGGACUGGAUGGACGACGAUUGGAAUUUUUAUUUAUACGAGAUACUUUUGGCAUUUCGGUGAAAUCAGGCGCUUUUCGAAAUGACAAAGUCUAAGAAAUAACUGCCCGUUUGGCAACAUUUUUAUUAAUUGGGGUGGGGGAAGGGGGUACUCAACGUCUUUGUUACUUUACUAUCCAUAUAAAAACACAUUUCUGUGUGGAUUUUUACUGAAAACCAUCAUGAAGUAAGAGCUAAAAAAAAAA